CGACCCAUUUAGCAGUUUUGACGAUCUAACAGGUAAGGAAGAACUAGCUAGGGUGGAUAGAUAGACUAUCUGCCAUGGCUAUGGCUUUCCAACAGUACAGGUCUCCAUUUGGAGACACAACUUAUACAAAGGUGUUCGUUGGGGGUUUAGCUUGGGAAACACAAACUGAAGAAAUGCAGAGAUACUUCGAACAAUUUGGAGAUAUUCUUGAAGCUGUUAUCAUCAUUGACAAGAACACCGGAAGGUCUAAAGGCUAUGGAUUCGUGACAUUUCGUGAUCCAGAAUCAGCAAGAAGGGCCUGUGUUGAUCCAAACCCUAUGAUCGAUGGGAGGAGGGCCAACUGUAAUAUUGCUUCAUUUGGUCGUCCUCGAACUUCACCACCUAGAGGAAGAAAUCAAGGUGGUAGUCCCUACCGUGGGGUCGUACCAAUGGGUACUGCAACAUCGUAUAGCAGAGUUGCAGGACCACUGCUGUCUCCACCUCCUCCUCCUCCUCCUCCUCAGGUCGUUUAUCCUCCUUACGGGUACACCACCUAUACACCAGAAUAUGGAUAUACCCAAAGUCAGAUUCACAGACAACCCAACCACAAAGCUCGGCAACAGCUGGAGUUGGACCUGCCAGUUCAGAGGUUGAGGAAGCACCAGAGAAGAGUUAAUGAUGAGGGAGAGAGGUUCAAUUUGCCUGGUCGGGGUUUUUACCUUCAAUUAUUUCUCUUCUGCAGUUCAUGCAGUAAUUUUUUUUCUCUCCAGUGCCCUAUAUGGAGAGUUACAGCUUUCGAUGCCAGCGAGCGAUUUAUUUUGAGUUAAUACGUUAUUGUUUCUGAGAUCUUUAGCAACCAGGGACGGGCACUAGUCAAUCUCAAACCCCAGUAAGCUGUUUUUCCAUUUCAUUUUUCCGCCUACUAGUUAUUUUCUUUGGGUCGAUUUGUUCUUCAACUAUAUCAUCCCUAAAAGAAGCCCUCAAUAAAAAGAUACUUUUAUUUUUUCUUCUUAAAAUGGUCUAUACAUCGGGAUUGGGUUGAUUAACUGGGGCAUCUUGUAAUAACUCAGUUCAAGAGUCAUUGGAUUGGAAUCUUCUCUUCUAAAUCAAUUAAAUGAAAUAGACAAAAGUAUCUACUAUCUUUUUAACA
Molecule: messenger RNA, 1129 nt
Organism: Telopea speciosissima
Lineage: Eukaryota; Viridiplantae; Streptophyta; Magnoliopsida; Proteales; Proteaceae
Product: RNA-binding protein 38-like
Exons: 5
Coding region: 75-806 (243 amino acids)
Molecular function (GO): RNA binding
Source: RefSeq, a predicted model, not a curated record